Prorocentrum cordatum is the source of this 1902-nucleotide messenger RNA. NCBI's taxonomy places the organism in Eukaryota, Dinophyceae, Prorocentrales, Prorocentraceae. The record is from the annotation of a GenBank genome assembly.
AUGGGCAACUGCUCCAACCGGGAGGAGAGCAAGAGCGAGGACGGCGGGGAGUGCGGCGCCGACUUGGUGUGCCUGGAGACGGCGAAGAGCCUCUCGAGCAACGCCGUGGUGACGGCCACGCGCUACCACAGCUCCACCAGCAGCGGCAGGAAGCUCGAGGACGACUACCACGUGAGCACCAAGGUCCUCGGCUCGGGCAUCUGUGGCAGCGUCGUGCUCGCAAACAAUCGCGUGGACCGGCGCCGGUAUGCCCUGAAGACGAUCCACAAGGCGCGGGUGCCGGCAAAGAGGCUCGGUCGGCUCUCCACCGAGGUGGAGAUCCAUCUGGGAUUGGACCAUCCGAAUAUUGCUCGGCUGCAGGACGUGUACGAGACUGGGGACAAGAUCCAGCUUCUCACGGAGUGCUGCGAAGGCGGCGAGUUGUACGAUCGCCUCCACAAGAGAGGCGUGUUUGACGAUGCAGAGGCCGCGGACGCAAUGCGCCAGAUGCUCCGUGCCGUCAGCUACCUCCAUUCCAGCGAUAUAGUCCACAGAGACUUGAAGCUGGAGAACCUGCUCUACGUGUCCCCCGAGUCCUCCCAGCUAAAGUUGAUUGACUUCGGCUUCGCGCGUGUCUGGGACCCCUCGACGCUGAUGACGGCUUCGUGCGGCUCCGUUGCGUACGUCAGCCCGGACGUGCUUUCGGGGAAGGGCUACACCAACAAGUGCGACAUGUGGAGCCUCGGCGUCAUCAUCUGGAUGUUGCUCACCGGCUACCCGCCGUUCCACGGGGACGAGAAGCGGAUCAUGAGCAACAUCAGGGCGGGCAAACCCGACUGGAGCCACCAGCACCGGUGGAAGAAGGUGCGGGAGCCCGCCGUGGAUCUCGUGAGCAAGCUGCUCGCGGUCGACCCCAACGAGCGCUUGAGCGCGAGGGAGGCGCUUCAGCACCCCUGGCUCUCUGGACACGCCCCGCCCACCUUGGUCCUCCGGCGCGACCUGCUGCGGUCCCUGCACUGCUACUCGGAGGCAUCCACGGUCCGCCGCGCGGUGCUGCAGCUGAUGGCCCGGGAGCUGCCUCCCGCAGAGGCCCAGGGGCUGCACGACACGUUCCUGGCGCUUGACACCUGCGGCCACGGCACUCUGAGCCUUCAUGACCUCAAGCGUGCCGUCCGCGGCGAUGCGGAGAUGUCGCCGGCCACGCCCGCGCGCCGACUUCGCCGCGCGGACUCUGGCGUUCUAGACGAGCUGUGCGGCAUGCUGGAUGCGAACGGGGACGACCGCAUCAAUUGCUCGGACUUCCUGGCGGCGGCGCUGGAGGGACGGGCGCGGGGGCGGGACUGCGACGUGCUGAUGCGCGCGACCUUCCGCCGGCUGGACGCCGACGACUCCGGGACCAUCGGCGCGGAGGACUUGAGGGCCGUCCUCGGCGACGCCUUCGAGGGCACAGGCGUGGAGGUGGAGGCGUUGCUGGCCGAGGCCGCCCCAGAGGACCCGCAGGGGCUCAGCUACGCGGCCUUCGUGCGCCUGCUGCAGGGCCCCCCGCGCGGCCAGCCAGCGCUCGCCAGCGCGGGGGGCGACGCCGCUGGAGCCGACAUCGGGGGCGGUGGGGCCGCCGGCGGGCGGCGGCCUGCAGACGCGCGGGCUCCUGCGGUCCAGGCCGUCCGCGGCGCCCGGGAAGGCGGGCGUCUGAGCUGGCUGGGUGUCGGGGGCUCUCGUUCAAGCAGUGGCGCAGCGUCCUGGCUCGCCUGUAAUCGCGCCCUUGAGCAGAGGCCGGCCCCGUGGAGCAAAGCCUCCCCGGUGCGAGCUCCUGGCUCGGCAGAUUGCGGCAGGGGCGAGCCGCUGCGGCAGCAGCAGCUGCCUGCCCCGCGGCUGGGCUGCCCGCCCGUGGCGCAGGCCCCCAGCGAGUGGGUCCGGGGCUGA